GGGGGAGAGAAGGGGAGAGAGAUAAAGAAAAAGAGAGAAAAAGGGGAUUAUUAGUGCAGGGGGAUAGCCUGCAGUGUCGUAUACGAGACAGUGCGUCCACGCGAACCGACGGUGGAUUUCACCGUGGAGCGGCGCGACUACGCGCACGGAUCUCUACAUGCCGCGACUGGUGCACCGCUCGGCGAAUUAGAGACACCACGGAGAGGGGGAGACCGAGCCAGGCAGACCGGGGAUCCUCCGACCAUGUCGUUGCUCAGCGUAACGGUGAAGAAGGCGCGGUUCGUCUGCGAGGAUGCGGAUCAGUUCAACUCCUACGUAACGUUGAAGCUGCAAAAUGUUAAGUCAACGACAGUCACUGUGAAAGGGGCCAAUCCAUGCUGGGAACAAGACUUCCUCUUCGAAACGAAUGACAUGAACGCCGGGCUCGUGGUGGAGGUGUGGUGCAAAGGAUUCUUGUGGGACCGUUUUCUGGGCUACUACUACAUCCCACUGUCAGAGGUGUCCUACAUGAACGAGGUAACGAGAAAUCAGUGCAACUUAAGUACGGCGGAGGUACAGGAUCGGCAAUCCGAACAGAACACGUCCGAUAUGUGUGACACCAACAGUAACACACAGCCAGACAUCAUCACCGACACGGUACACCAAUUCAAUACAUAA
This is a messenger RNA of Vollenhovia emeryi, 657 nucleotides long. Its product is annotated as protein unc-13 homolog A-like. The coding region runs from base 244 to 657 and encodes 137 amino acids. Gene Ontology annotation, cellular component: plasma membrane. Gene Ontology annotation, molecular function: calmodulin binding; diacylglycerol binding; syntaxin-1 binding. Lineage: Eukaryota; Metazoa; Arthropoda; Insecta; Hymenoptera; Formicidae. Gene Ontology annotation, biological process: chemical synaptic transmission. The record is from RefSeq and is a predicted model, not a curated record. The transcript is spliced from 4 exons.